AUGGCAAAGACAGAUCUUCGUGACUGGAUUGUACAACUUCACUUGGCUUACAGAAAUUCUUCAAAACAAAGGAGGUUUAGUUACAAACGAAAUGCGCAAAAAAUAAGCCAAAAAAGGCUGCAGUCGGUGCAAAAGUCUCAAAUAUCCAAUGCGCCAAAGGUGGACCUUAAACUUCCUAGCAGGUUUUCACAGCUUCCUAUUGCAAAUCUGCAAGGAUUACUGAUACAGGACAUCCGCGAAGACAAGCCAAAACAACUCCAGUUAUGUGUACCAGAGCUUACAAGCGGUAGUCAUAUGGUGGAAGACUGGGAAGAGGUUUCAGGUUUAUUCAAAAAUUCAGUAUGUCGCGAAUACAAGACGAAUGGUGAUCUAAAAGGUCCCGCAUUCUGUGAAUACACAACAGAACGUGUAUAUGGUAACAAUCGCGCAAGUUGGAAAACAAGAUUAAAUUUCCCCUUGAAAAACGAAGGCGACCCUGCCGAAACAAUCGAAAUUUUAUGGCCACCUCUAGAAUUCUCUUUCUGCUGCAGGGCAAUUGGGACCAGCCAUGGAACAAUCAUUAAAUUGCAGCAAAAAGGUGUCAACGUCUUCCGUCAUCCUCUAACAGGUGAUAAGUUACCUAUUCUAGAAAUUGAUUCUCUACCGUUGAACGCAUCGGCUAUUGCCCUUGCUCCUGCUUUGGAAGGAAGCGACAGCAAAUAUUUUAAAGGCGCUUUGUUGGCAUAUUCUAUAAUUCCAUCGCGCCUGUGUUCUGAAGCUGAGAUUUGCCAACUUAAAAGCUUGUGCGUUGACACUGAAAGUGUGAGACGUCCGAGUGUGGUGGAGGCAAUUAGCCCAAAGGUCGCCGAUGGGUUUAAAAGUGAUAUUCGAAGCGUUUCAAGGCUCUUGAGGGCACUUUCAUCUGGAAGUUUGUUCAAUCCCGGCCUGUCAACAAGAAGUCAAAUGUGCUCACCUGAUAUCCUGAGAGCAACUGUAAUGUCUAACAGAAUUUGCGAUAGCCAACUCAAAGAAGAAUACUGUAAAGCUACAGUGCUUUACAACCUUUACGAAAAUGCACAAAGGAUACAGAAACGCUUGAUAAGCGAAAAUAAAUUGACACAUGAAGUUUACCUAAGUCUUUGGGAUGAACUUAUAUUGUUACGUCUUGAAGAACUCAAUAAACUGACUUUGGUGGAAGAUUUGAAUACAAUGAUUAGAGGUAAGACUAAAUUCGAUGAGUUUUUAUUGGACCUAAACUUGUAUAACACGAUUGUUAACGCGGAGCUCCGAGGUAAGAUGAAGCCUAAUGGGCACCAAAAAAACGACCGCCAACAAGCUAUUCUUUACGUGCUUAGUAUUGUUUUGACACAGUGCAAGAGUUUGAAGAACAUUUAUCCUUCUCUUUCAUUUGUUUUCAGAGAGCUAGAAGUCUUUGCUAGAGAAGUCAAAAUUUUCAAAAGAACCGGAAACAUAGAGAGUGCUCAGGAAAUGUUUGCCACUGCUAACGCCAUUGUAGAAUUAGAUAAUAUCGCUACAGCAAAGCAAGAACCGCUUAAAAAUCAUAGAAUUAUCCUUUUGGCUAAAUCCCGGGUUCCUUCAGAUUUAGCGCGGGUUUACCAGUUCCUAUCGAAAGUCGAAGUUCAAAUCACCGACAACUUGGAUGCAGCUAAAGAAAUUAGACAUUCAGAGUGUGUGUCCAAGAAACUGAUUCGUCACGACACAUACUGUUAUUUGUAUCUAAGAAAGGAACACGCCGUUGAUGUCCAAAAGCUGUUAAGGACACUUGGAAAGUCAGGUCAAUAUUAA
This is a messenger RNA of Lachancea thermotolerans CBS 6340, 1785 nucleotides long. RefSeq names its product Cbp2p (gene CBP2). The record is from RefSeq and is a predicted model, not a curated record. The transcript has a single exon. The coding region runs from base 1 to 1785 and encodes 594 amino acids. Lineage: Eukaryota; Fungi; Ascomycota; Saccharomycetes; Saccharomycetales; Saccharomycetaceae.